AUGAGGGAAGGAAAAGGAGGUAAGGGUCGUACUCAAAGAAAGCAUUUCCAGCAGAGCAGAGAGAAUGUGUGGAAGUGGAAGCGUCCAGAUUCAGAAUCUUCCUCUUCAAAUCCUACUUCGACUCGCUUCGAUACUCAAAACCCUGCUUUCGAUCAUUAUUACAAGGAGCAGGGAAUCCUAUCCUCAGAUGAAUGGGAUGCAUUCAUGCGAGUUCUCAGAACUCCAUUGCCCACAGCAUUCAGAAUCAAUUCCAGUAGCAGGUUUUCUGCGGAUAUUCGGUCUCAACUGGAGAAUGAUUUUGUGCAUUCUCUUCAAUCCGAGGUUGUUGUUGAAGGGGAUGAUACUGAUGCUAUUAGACCUUUGCCAUGGUAUCCUGAGAAUCUUGCUUGGCAUUCUAAUUUUUCCCGUAUGCAGCUCAGGAAGAAUCAAACACUUGGGAGGUUUCAUGAAUUCUUAAAGCUAGAAAAUGAAAUUGGAAAUAUUACAAGACAGGAAGCUGUCAGCAUGGUGCCUCCUCUGUUCUUGGAUGUGCAUUCAAAUCACUUUGUACUUGAUAUGUGUGCUGCACCUGGUUCAAAAACAUUCCAAUUGCUUGAGAUUUUACACCGAUCAAAUAAAGCAGGAUCACUGCCUGAUGGAAUGGUUAUAGCAAAUGAUCUAGAUGUCCAAAGGUGUAAUCUUCUCAUCCAUCAAAUGAAACGAAUGUGCACAGCCAACCUAAUCGUCACUAAUCAUGAAGCUCAGCACUUCCCAGGAUGUCAUUUAAAUAGGAAUUAUGAUACAAUGGAGCAAGAUCAGCACAUUGCCCGACUGUUAUUUGAUCGUGUUCUGUGUGAUGUCCCAUGCAGUGGAGAUGGAACCCUUCGUAAGGCACCUGAUCUCUGGAGGAAAUGGAAUACAGGGACAGGAAAUGGGCUUCAUAACCUACAAGUUCUAAUUGCUAUGCGAGGUGUAUCUUUACUUAAAGUUGGUGGAAGAAUGGUUUAUUCAACCUGCUCAAUGAAUCCUAUUGAGAAUGAAGCUGUCAUUGCAGAGGUUUUGCGGAGGUGUGAAGGGUCUAUUGAACUUGUUGACGUCUCUAGCGAGCUUCCUCAGCUUAUUCGCCGUCCAGGUCUUAAAAGAUGGAAGGUAUGUGACAAGGGCAUGUGGUUGGUCUCUUGCAAAGACGUUCCCAAGCUCCGUAAGAGUGUAGUUCUUCCCAGCAUGUUUCCGAGUGGAAGAAGCUAUCAGGAUGUUGUUGACAGUAAUUGUAAUAACAGCAUUAUUGAUGAUAUUAAUGGAAAUUCUGAAGAUGGUGUUCAAGUGGUGAAGAAUCCUGUGAUGCAUGAGAUUACUGAGGAAGUUUCUGAUGUCCCACUAGAGAGAUGCAUGAGGUUGGUGCCGCAUGAUCAGAACACUGGAGCCUUCUUUAUUGCUGUAUUGGAGAAAGUUUCUCCUCUGCCAGCAAUUAAGGUAAAACCUAGAAAAGAAUUUGGUAAUCAACAUGAAGAACCAGAAAACCAGGGAAAUGAAGAUGCACAAGUAUUGCAGAUUAAUCCAUCAGAAAGUACACAUGAAGAAGUUUUUGAAGAAGUUUCAGAGGCUAAUAUAAAUGACAAUGAACCUGAUACAGAAGAUUUGAAAGUCAGUCCUGUUACGUGUGAAGAAGGGGAUUCCAAGGAAGCCCAAGAGCUUCGGAAUGUAGAAAACAUAGCAAAUAUCACUCCGGUUAAAAGAAAACUGCAAAUUCAAGGGAAAUGGAGAGGUGUUGACCCUGUUGUCUUCUUCAAAGAUGAACUAAUUGUUAACAGCAUUAAGGCUUUUUAUGGUAUUGAUAAGCAGUUUCCAUUCAAUGGUCACCUUGUAACAAGAAACAACGAUACAAGCCACGUGAAAAGAAUUUACUAUGUCUCCAAGUCAGUUAAGGAUGUUAUUGAGUUGAACUUCUCAGUUGGGCAUCAACUUAAAAUAACUUCCGUUGGCCUGAAGAUUUUUGAAAGACAAACCUCACUUGGAGGUGGCUCUGCACCAUGUGCUUUCCGGAUCACUUCUGAAGGAUUGCCCCUUAUUCUCCCUCACAUCACCAAACAGAUUCUCUCUGCAUCUCCUAUAGACUUCAAGCAUCUUCUGCAGUAUAGAUCUGUAAAAUUUGCAGAUUUUGUUGAUGCUGAGUUUGGUAAAAGGGCAGCAAACCUAAUGCCAGGCUGUUGUGUGGUAGUUCUUGGUGAAGGGAACAAAGCUGCUACAGAGGCUCCCCAAGGGGAUGAGUUAACAAUAGCCAUUGGAUGCUGGAAGGGUAGGGCAAGUUUGACCGUGAUGGUUACUGCAAUGGAAUGCCAAGAACUGCUUGAAAGGCUUUUAAUGCGUCUUGACACAGUUACAGAAAAGGUAUGCUUCAUGCAAGAGAACAAACCGUCUAUUAACGUGGGAGAUGAAGCACAGGAGUCGAACAGUAAAAUUGAAGAUGUGGAAGCUACUUUGUGUUAAAAGCGAAUAGUUAUUUAUCACUCAUUACUACUUUGAGUAGGUUUUUACUUUUUAUUCAUGGCUCCCAGUGCUAACCGAAAUAUUUGUUCUGCAUACUCUUCUUCUACCUCAUUCAUAAUUAUAAUCAAUAAUUUAAUAUAAACUAUAAACCCUGAUGGGCAAGUGCCACACAAAGAUGAU
Molecule: messenger RNA, 2646 nt
Organism: Gastrolobium bilobum
Lineage: Eukaryota; Viridiplantae; Streptophyta; Magnoliopsida; Fabales; Fabaceae
Exons: 15
Coding region: 1-2466 (821 amino acids)
Biological process (GO): RNA methylation
Molecular function (GO): tRNA (cytidine-N5)-methyltransferase activity; RNA binding
Source: RefSeq, a predicted model, not a curated record